Molecule: messenger RNA, 714 nt
Organism: Closterium sp. Yama58-4
Lineage: Eukaryota; Viridiplantae; Streptophyta; Zygnematophyceae; Desmidiales; Closteriaceae
Source: the annotation of a GenBank genome assembly
AUGCACGACCACACCGAGAAGCUGCUGCGGUGUGUACUCCUGUUCCAUGAUCCAUCCACCAGCCAUGUGUGCAAGUGCAACACCUCACCAACCCCAUGGCAGGCGGGCAUUGGAACGGACGCCACGAUGCACGACCACACCGAGAAGCUGCUGCGGUGUGUACUCCUGUUCCAUGAUCCAUCCACCAGCCAUGUGUGCAAGUGCAACACCUCACCAACCCCAUGGCAGGCGGGCAUUGGAACGGACGCCACGAUGCACGACCACACCGAGAAGCUGCUGCGGUGUGUACUCCUGUUCCAUGAUCCAUCCACCAGCCAUGUGUGCAAGUGCAACACCUCACCAACCCCAUGGCAGGCGGGCAUUGGAACGGACGCCACGAUGCACGACCACACCGAGAAGCUGCUGCGGUGUGUACUCCUGUUCCAUGAUCCAUCCACCAGCCAUGUGUGCAAGUGCAACACCUCACCAACCCCAUGGCAGGCGGGCAUUGGAACGGACGCCACGAUGCACGACCACACCGAGAAGCUGCUGUGGUGUGUACCUGUACCUGCAACACCACCCAUCCCCGCUCCCCCCCUCCUCAUGCAGGCGGGCAUCGGAACGGACGCCACGAUGCACGACCACGAUGCUGCUGGACCGUUGCUAUGCCACCAAGGACGCCAACAUCCGCUUCAAGCCCACGCCCCUUGUGAGUUGACGCAAGAGUUGGCAUGA